Ctenopharyngodon idella (grass carp) is the source of this 3098-nucleotide messenger RNA. It is a transcript of the gene gpr151, whose product is annotated as G protein-coupled receptor 151. The transcript has a single exon. Gene Ontology annotation, molecular function: G protein-coupled receptor activity. Gene Ontology annotation, biological process: G protein-coupled receptor signaling pathway. Gene Ontology annotation, cellular component: membrane. The record is from RefSeq and is a predicted model, not a curated record. The coding region runs from base 1326 to 2603 and encodes 425 amino acids. NCBI's taxonomy places the organism in Eukaryota, Metazoa, Chordata, Actinopteri, Cypriniformes, Xenocyprididae.
ACCCAUGACUUUUUUUACUCUGCAGAGCACAAAAGAUAUUUAGUAUUAGGGACUGACGACUUCAAUCCUCAUCCACUUUCACUGCAUAAUUUAAGACCCAUAAAAGCUUUUAUGGCAGAGGAAGAUCCCACAUUAACAGUUUACAUUUGCUACAGUAAUUGAUGUAAAUUUAAUUUUGGUUUGGUAUGUAAGAAGGUAUUGUUGGAUUCAUAAAGAAUACUGAUAACACUUUAUAAUAACUUUAAUAGCCUAGUAACAUUACCAAAUAACAAUUACUAUAUAAUUCUUAAUAGAGUGUUAGUUAUGCAUACAUAACUAAUUAAAAAUGUAAUAUAACUGCUAUAAGGGAGUAAGGGAGGCUAUACAGCUAAUCACACAAGUCUCUAUGAUUUUAGUCAAAUGCUGGUCAUAAAUUAUAAUAAUUCUCUGAAUUCUAUCCUCCAAAUCAAAAUUUCAGUAUAUUUUUUCCCCAUAGCUGCUGGAUAAAAAGUGAACACAAUAAGACCACAUACAUUCACACAUGAGUAAAAUAAAUAUAAGAGUAGGUUUAAACAUACGCUCAUAGACAACAAACCUACAACAAAUCCAAUGGUUUUCCUGUGAGUCAAUGUUUAAUCAUUUUUUUGUGGCACUUAAAUGUAGACAUGUAUUUAUACGCAAUCAAAUCUAAAGGCUGUCCAUAGUGGGAAAAAAAAAAAAAAAAAAAAAAAAAAAACCUCACUGAGGUAAAACCAGCGAAAACGAUCCUCCUAAUUGGAUGAACGAUAAAUACUGCAAACAUUAUAAAAGGUGUUAAUAAUAACGCAAUAUAAAUUAUUACCAAAACAGUAAAUAUGUCAUAAAGUAUACUAACAUACAUUAUAUCAGUUCGAGAAACGAAGUCUUUGUUACUGAGGUAAAAUCUCUCAUCAAAACUCAUUCAUAUUCCUACUCCAUAUUUCCAUUUGCAAUCAUCAAGCCUUUGUCUCCGACAGGAAAUAAAAAAAUCCAUAAUUUCCAGUGACAAUAGAAGCAAUAAGUUUAACUGUGUGUAGUCGUCAGUGCUUAUUACCCGAAAUCAUUUUAAUUGUCCUCAGGAGAAUCGAGACGGGCGAAAUUAAACGCUGUCAGACAGCUGGGGACGGCACCUGUCAAUCAAAACGUCCGUUAUAAAGUCGCUCCGCUUUCGCGCUGCCUAGUCAAAGGCGGGAAAAGAACGCAGGGACCGAUUCAUUCCUUUAGCGCGCGGAGUUUAUUCGCGUAUAGACGCAGUUUUGAGAGAGCAUAUCUUUCUCUCUCCACAUACUGCCAACUCUGUCUUCAUUUACCAAUCUAUCACAGUGGAAAUGGAUAAAUUACCUGCUAUGAAUAUCAGCGCCGGCAACAGUUCCGUGGAUAGACGCUCAUUUCUGGAGAGAAGUGGCUAUCAGCACCUGGAUCACGGAGAUCUGAAGGUUUUGAUUCCAGUGGUGCUAGGAAUCAUCUGUGUCCUGGGUUUCACCGGGAAUGUAACUGCUAUGGGAGUCCUGAUUUCCAACGCACGUAAAGGUAAGCUGUCCUUGAUCAACGCGCUCAUCCUCAACCUCAUGCUGGCUGAUGGUCUGGUCUUGGCAUUUGCUGUUCCCUUCAAAGCCACUGCUUAUUCCCGUGCAAGCUGGACUCUGGGAUUGUUUGUCUGUAAGACCUGUGACUGGUUCUUGCACUCCUGCAUGGCUGCAAAGAGCUUCACUGUGGCCAUCAUGGCCAAAGCUUGCUACAGGUACGUCAGUAACCCCACCAAGCAGGUGACCAUCCGUUUGAAGACUAUCCUGGUAGUCCUCUUCUUCACUUGGCUCUUGGCGUGCGUGGUCCCAAUUCCCCAGUGGCUUUUUUCCACCCUGCAAAAGGAAGGAAACGGAAUGAUUUGUGUUCAAGCAGUGCCUGUUGAUGCCCAUGAUUUUAUGUCUGUGUACGCCAAGGUGUAUCCUCUUCUGGCCUACUGCACACCUUUGAGUUUUGCGCUGCUUUAUUUCUGGAAGGCGUAUGGACGAUGUCAGCGCAGGUCCAGCAAAACCCAGAAUCUGCGGACACAGAUCCGAUCCCGCAAACUCACCCUGAUGCUAUUCAGCCUGACAGUGGCCAUGGCCACCAUGUGGCUUCCGCAAUGGGUUGCCUGGGUUUGGAUGCGGCACGCACUGGAGGCUGAAGGUGCCUUCCCUCCGGUCCUCUUCACUCUCUCCGCCCAGCUUCUCAUGUUCUCCAUCUCUCUAGUCAACCCUCUCAUCGUUCUCGCCCUCUCAGAGGAAUUCAGAGAGGGCUACAUUGGCUUGUGGCGUAGGCUCACCCUCCGCAAGCAACCUCCAAAACACAAGCCAGGACCACACACCCCAACCGCCCCAAAGUCGCCAACCCCAAGACCGGAGACAUCAGCCCACCUCCCUCCACACCAGCCAGGGCGAACAGAGGAGAAGCCUGAGAAGCAACUGGACCAGUGUGGAGGACAGCAGGAGAGCCCAACCAACAAGGAUGGAAUCGUACUGCAAGAUGUAGAGCAGUUUUGGCAAGAGAGGGAAACUGGCUCCCAGUCACAGGAAAAUGAUCCUAUACCCUGGGAGCACCAAAAUCCCAAGGAAGAAAAACAGUAAGACAGUGUGAAUCUACUCCUCUUUUUCAUUUCAUCAACAUAAAAGAAAAAAAAACAUAUACAACAGAUCAGACCUCACCUGAACUAAUAAAUAAUGAAUUUAAUUGUGUUUGUGUUUAACUCUUAUUAAAAAGAAAAAAAAAAAAAAAAAAGAGAGAAAACUGGCUUGGUAUAAUUUAUUAGAAGUAAAUGGAAAUGACUUUGUAUUAAUUGUAUUGUAUUAUGUUAUGUUGUUCAAAACAAUGUAUUAUAUAAUAAAAUAGGUAGAGAUAUCACUAAAACCAGUGUUGUGAUGUCCAAGACAAUAAUGAUGAAAAGCUGUGCAUAGCUCCCUCCUGCCUAUAGUACUAAUAAAAAAAAUUGAUGUUGAAAUCUUACUGCUACCUGCAUCAUUCACACAAUAAGAUGGCAAUAAAAUGUCUACAGAAUGAAUAUGCUAUAAAAGAAAGUAUUUCGGGAAUGCAUGUCUGUAAAAUAAACUGUAAUAUAUUACCUA